Anguilla rostrata (American eel) is the source of this 2580-nucleotide messenger RNA. RefSeq names its product S-adenosylmethionine synthase-like. Gene Ontology annotation, biological process: S-adenosylmethionine biosynthetic process. Bases 563 to 1561 code for a protein of 332 amino acids. Gene Ontology annotation, cellular component: methionine adenosyltransferase complex; cytosol. Lineage: Eukaryota; Metazoa; Chordata; Actinopteri; Anguilliformes; Anguillidae. The transcript is spliced from 8 exons. Gene Ontology annotation, molecular function: methionine adenosyltransferase activity; ATP binding. The record is from RefSeq and is a predicted model, not a curated record.
UAGUGGAUGCUGUAGCGUGUUUAGUUGACGUCAGAGAGGCCCCGGCGAAGCUGGAUAAAUAGAGAUGCUGCUGCCCACCAGUCGGUACAACACUACGGAGAAAUCUAAAGGCGGCAGUCCUACAAUUCGUAACAGCAAUUCGCUGAGAAGCUUUAAGCGGCUUAGAGAACCUAGCAGCUGUGCUGUAAUUAUAUAGUGUAGAGUUAGCGGUCGAUAGCGCAGUCAGAUUUGUAUAAAGCUAAGAGUCAGUGUGUUACUAACGGUUCAAUUUUUAACGGAAAGAUGAUGAACGGACACAUCAAUGGUUACUAUAACUCGGUAAUCGAGGAGGACUGCUUUCUUUUCAGCUCGGAGUCCGUAGGAGAAGGACAUCCCGUCUCUGGCGUUGACACUGCAGAGUAGAAGAUAUGAACGGAGAAAGCAACAGUGUCAUUGCUUUGUUUUUUAAAAAAUCAUUUCGACAGAUAAGAUUUGUGACCAGAUCAGUGAUGCUGUGCUCGAUGCCCAUCUGAAGCAGGACCCCAAUGCAAAAGUGGCCUGUGAGACGGUAGCUAAGACUGGUAUGAUCCUCUUGGUGGGGGAGGUGACAUCGCAUGCCAACGUCGACUACCAGAAGGUUGUCCGGGAAACCAUCAAACGCAUUGGUUAUGACGACUCAUCCAAAGGCUUGGACUAUAAGACCUGCAAUGUGCUGGUGGCCCUGGAGCAGCAGUCACCUGACAUCGCCCAGGGAGUUCACCUGGACCGGCCCGAGGAGGACGUGGGAGCGGGGGACCAGGGCCUGAUGUUCGGCUAUGCCACAGACGAGACCGAGGAGUGCAUGCCCCUCACCGUCGUCCUCGCCCACAAGCUCAACGCCAGGAUGGCGGAACUGCGGCGCAGCGGCACCCUGCCGUGGCUCAGACCCGACUCCAAGACCCAGGUGACGGUGCAGUACCGGCAGGACCGCGGCGCCAUGGUGCCGAUCCGGGUGCACACCGUCGUGGUGUCGGUGCAGCACAACGAGGACGUGUGCCUGGACGAGAUGAGGGACGCGCUGAAGGAAAAGGUGGUGAAGGCGGUGGUGCCCGGCGUCUACCUGGACGAGGACACCAUCUACCACCUGCAGCCCAGCGGCCGCUUCGUCAUCGGGGGUCCCCAGGGCGACGCGGGUUUGACGGGCCGGAAGAUCAUCGUGGACACGUACGGGGGCUGGGGGGCGCACGGGGGCGGGGCCUUCUCGGGGAAGGACUACACCAAGGUGGACCGGUCGGCCGCGUACGCCGCCCGCUGGGUGGCCAAGUCGCUGGUGAAGGCGGAGCUGUGCAAGCGCGUCCUGGUGCAGCUGUCCUACGCCAUCGGCGUGGCCCACCCCCUCUCCAUCUCCAUCUUCCACUACGGGACGUCCCGCAAGAGCGAGCAGGAGCUGCUGGACAUCGUCCGGAGGAACUUCGACCUCCGGCCCGGGGUCAUCGUCAGGGACCUGGGCCUGAAGAAGCCGAUCUACCAGAAGACGGCGGCGUAUGGCCAUUUCGGGCGGUCCAGCUUCCCUUGGGAGGUCCCGAAAAAGCUGGAGUACUGAACCCUCUGCACCCCUCCCUCCCUGCUUGUGGGUGUACGCUACAGAGAAGCCUACAAGCGCUGGAUGGGGGGGGGGGGUCCUGUCCUCGUUCCCAUUAAUCAUGACCCUGGGGGUGGGGGUCAUGGGAGGAGCUUUCACACCUUCCAUUACCCCUCCCCUCCCCUUACCCUUCAUUGUCCCCAUUUUUCUCACACUUGUAAUUGUUGUGUGGAGGACAUUUUGAGAUGAAUGUUGUUUUUUUGUAAAUUGAGAAACACUAUGCACCUCAAGCUGACACACUCCAGCUCCUUUAACUCCAAAUAAGGCCCUAGGCCAGAAAGCUGCUGUUACUUGAUUGGUGGUAGAGAUUGUGGGCGGUUCUCGCUGGCAUCUGCCCCUAGCACCCUGUUGCUUCCUGACGGUUCUUCCUGUUUUGUCCUGUGGAAUUUGAUUGGUCUCUUCCAGUCUCCCGUCAGUAGAACCCCCUUCAGGUCAUGAACGCAGGUGUAGCUACAGAGAAACCUGCUCCCAGCAUGCACCUGGGGAAGGGCGGUCCUAGCAAGGGAAAAGAUCCCGCUGAAACCUGGAGUUUGUACAGAGAAGCCGGAGUUUCAGAAUGGCUGCUUCUGCAAGGUUUUAUUCGUUUUUAAAAAAAGGCUUUAACUUAAAUCGUGUAAUGGAUUCUUUUUGCUCCCAGUGUUGUCCUUCUUUGUCCUGCCACUGGGGGGCGCAGGACGCCUGCUGAUUGUUGGUCACACACGUUUGUUAGUCUUGUUUUUUUUUGUUUUUGUUUGAAGAAUGCUCCAAUAGGUCCCCUGCGUUCACGGGGAGAGGCGGAGUUAGGCCGGUGUUGUACAGAGAAGCCGGCCAUGUUUACAAGCCCCUCCCACCGUGGGCGGGGAAAAACUCCCUCCAUUUGUACUGCUAAAGUGCCUUUGGUCCUUGCCCUUGUUUUCCCCUCCUACCCACAGAGUGGGUCAAAUGCUUCCUGCCUCUUCAAAUAAAUGAUUUUAAUUAAAAGCUGAAUCAUUUCUGAAGUA